This is a messenger RNA of Colius striatus (speckled mousebird), 5091 nucleotides long. RefSeq names its product tetratricopeptide repeat domain 6 (gene TTC6). The coding region runs from base 1 to 5091 and encodes 1696 amino acids. NCBI's taxonomy places the organism in Eukaryota, Metazoa, Chordata, Aves, Coliiformes, Coliidae. The record is from RefSeq and is a predicted model, not a curated record. Gene Ontology annotation, molecular function: protein binding. The transcript is spliced from 26 exons.
AUGACGCUAAAACUUGUGGACCUUCAUGUGUUCACUCAAGGGAGCGAAUUCGCCGCAGCCCCGCAGCGCGCGUCAAACGCUUCCUCCCGUCCCCGCCUGCCGCGGCCGGGCCCUCCCCGCCGGCAGGGGGCGCUCGCCAGGGCCGGCGGCGGGCGCUGCCCGGCCACUCCCAGCCGGAGCCUCGUUGCCUGGUUACGGAGCGCGUCCCUUCCCCGCCCACCUGCUCCGGCGGCGGCGGCUCCCGCUCCAGCUGCGGUUGCUCCUGCACCCCCGGGCCCGGUUCCUUUUCGUGCCCGGGGCCACCAGGGCCGUGCGGGGCGAGGCGGGUGGCUCUCCCGCGCGGGGCCUGUGUCGGUGCACGGCAGGCCGCUGCCCUGUCUCGUGCCUGUGCCGCCGGCGCCCGGCUGCGGGCCCCGCCACGCUGUGAGGGUGGUGACUCAAAGAAGUAAAGCUGUAGUAGAAGACAGUGCUGGCAAAAACCAUAGAAAUUACUCUGAAAAAGUUAACAGAGAAAAUGCUACUUGUGGUUAUGAAAGUACAGCUGUAAAACUACCAGUAAUACCAGCAUUUGUAGGUACCACUAAAAAAAUUGUAAUGGUCAAGCAUUCAACACCACCUCAGAAGUCAAGUUACUGCAGGUCCAAUUCUCAAGUUAAUAGUUCCCCUAUGUCAUUAGAAAAGACAAAAGCUGUUAACAAAGUAAAAGAUAGACUGCAUAAGCUACAGGUGGAUCCCCAGAAUUUAAAAAGAGAUAGAACUCAAGAAACUGAUACUGUGAUUAAAGGUAAUGAUGAAUUUAGCUCUACAGAUUCUGAUACAAGUAAAAACAUUUCAAGAAAGGGAAGUGUAGCCAGGGAAAGCUGUAAAAAGAGAAGCAGAGUAAUUUCAAAAGCAAAGCAACAAGAGUUAGAUGUUGAAUCAGGAAGAGUGCUGAGAAAAGGAAGCAAGCAGCCGAGUGUGAGGUCUGCUCAAGAACAGUUGGAAGAGGCAAGAGAUGUGACUAGACCAAACACUUCAAAGGUAUACGAGAACUUCCAGCAGAGCGAACCUGAAGAGCCUGCUUCCACACCAGCAUUGCCUGUGAAAGUGGUUGCAAGGUCUAUUGAUGAAAUAAUUGCUUCCCUGCAGACUACUUCUCCAUCUCCCUCAGACCAAAUGAUCAAAGAGCUCCUGGAGAGUGCUCUUGGCCAGAACUACAACAUAAAAAUGGAAACAUCAGUAGUUCAGAAAGUAUCUCAAUCAAGAGAAAAUGAUUCUAAGCCUAAAGAUGAGCUUUUAACAUCUAAUAAGCAGGUGAAGCAGAGCAAUGUUAUCAAGGAUCUUGUAUUUGAAGACUUUUUCACUGAUGAAGAAGAGUUAGAAGCUGAGCAAGAUGAUAAUGAUUUCUAUGAUUAUGAGCUGGUGUGUAUUCUGACAAAUUUGAUUAAAAGAUCAGUCUCUGCUCUGGAGAUGACUGGAGAUGACAAAGGUGAAACUACAUUAAAAAUAUCAGCCAAUUUCAAAACCAGCAUGAAAGAGUUGGAGGUUAUGAAGCAAUGGAUAACUGAGCCAGCGACUGGGAAAAGCUCAUCUACUAAGUGUCUAUUGAAUCAAAUCUGUGAUGAUUCACAGUCAAUGCAGACAGACAUACUAGUGGAAAAAAUGCCUACUUCGAUUGGACAAGAGAAUAGAGAGAAUGGCAUUGUUCUUGUGGGGAGCCCUCAGAAGGCUGAGAUUAAAUACACUGUUUUCCCAAGAAGAAAGAAAACAAAGAAAUCAAAGAAAAUAAUAAACCCUAGAAAAUUGAAAGCUGUGAUUAAGAAAUUAAGUCAACCCCCGAAGAUUCUUAAAAGGUCUGUAUCUCUGGGAAGGCUUCCUAUUGAUGAUAAAUUCAGUAUCAAAGUGUCUUCUGCAAUCAAAAAGUACCAGAGCCCCAGCACCCCUUGUUUGUUAGAUUUUGAAGAGUUUGCAAAAGUGAGAGGUGGAAUUCCAAAAGAAACUUCUGCUCGCAUGUGGGUCAGUGGAAUAUGGAACUGCUGGUUUGAUGAAGUUUUCCCUCCUAAUAGCACUGCUUCUGAGGAGAAGGAUACUGAAUUGCUAAAAGGAACUGAGAUUGUGGAUUCUGAAGAAGCAAAUCUCCAAAUAGAACUAGUUAAUUCAGUACAGCCUGUUCUUCUUGAAGGUGCAACAGUUAGUAUUGAAGAUUUAGAAAAAGAGGUAAGACGACUGACUGAGCUAAUAGAAAAGGAAGAGCAUCCUUCAGCUUUUCACUACUGCAGGCGUGGAGCAAUACAAAGAAAGUUAGGCAAGUUAAAAUCAGCUAUGGGUGAUUUGGACAAAGCUAUAAGCUUAGAACCCCUACUUCUUAAUGCUUACUGGCAUAGACAUUUGAUAUAUCUCUUUCAAGACAAAAUUUCUGAUGCUUUGGAUGACCUGAAUUUUAUAAAAAAAUGGAACAAAAAUAAGGCAGAUACAUACCAGUCAAUGGCUGAAAUUUACAGGAAACAAGGUAAUAAUACAUUGGCAAUCAGCAACUAUAGCUCUGCAAUUCAAUGCAACCCUACAGAUGAUGACAUUUAUUUCAGGAGAGCUGAGUUGUAUUUUGAGGAAAAACAAUUUUCAUUAGCCAUGGAUGAUUAUGCCAAAUGUUUUCAGUGUAACCCAAAAAGAACAGAUGCACUUAUGAAACAUGGAACACAUUUCUUUGACCGUUCAAUAUUGACUACAGCUAUUCAGGAUUUUACAGCUGUGAUCAAGGAAGACCCCAGCAAUGCUCAGGCAAGACUAUAUAGAGGAAGAGCAUAUGCUAAGCAGCAAGAGUACAGAAAUGCAAUACAAGACUUAGCAACAGCUAUUCAUCUAGACCCUUCUUGUUGGUUAGCAUUCUACUAUAGAGGUUGCAUACUACAACAGGCUGAUCCAAAAAGAGCUUUGCAGGACUUCAGUGUUUCCGUACUCAUCAAUGACACUCAGGAAAAUUUCUGUUCUUUUCUUCAUCGUGGGAUUGUUUACUCAGAACAGUGUCAAUGGUCACUUGCAAUCUGUGACUUUGAAAGCGUCCUAGCUUUGGACAGGUCUGUUGUCUUUGCUUACCUAAGUAUUGGUUUGAUUCUACUGUUGCAUCUCAAUCAGUACUAUGAAGCUAUUCAACAGUUUACGUAUGCCAUUGGAAUUGAUCCUCUCAAUGUUCAAGCCUAUGUAUGCAGAGCACAAGCAUACCAUAAGAUUCAUAAUUUACCAAAUGCUGUGAAGGAUAUAAACCGAGCCAUUCAUCUUUAUCCAAAUAAAUCACAUCUUUUCAUAUUAAGGGGCCAAUAUUUAAUGGAGUUGAGGAAAUAUGAGCUGGCAAGUUUAUGUAUUCACCAACUUGCAGAAAUUAAUGACGAAUUUGUUACAUCUCAGCCUGUUCGGCAAGCACUCAUUCUGUCAUUUUGUCAAAAUCACAAUAAGGCCAUAGAGUGCUUACAGGAAGCUACUGCAACUCAACCUGAGCCUUCAAUGUUUGUUAUUUUAGGAAAAAUAAAAAUGAAAGCCAAGAAAACUGAGACAUUUGAGACUGCAGAAAUAUAUUAUCUCAUAGGGCUGUGUUACCUGAAGCAAAAAAGUUUAUUACAGGCCUGUAAUGCUUUUAGUAUGGCUAUCAGACUACAUUCAAGUUACCCCGAUGCUUUUUAUCAGCGAGGACUGUGUAGAAUGCAGCUCGGAGAAGCUAACUGCAUCAGAGAUUUCAAUCAAGCACUUGCUCUUUGUCCAUCACAUUUCCAGGCAUAUAUGAGUCGUGCCGCUUACUAUGCAAGUAAAGGUAGAUACUCUAAAGCAAUUAUGAAUUGCAACGAGGCGAUCAAAAUUCUUCCUAACAGUGUGCAAGCUUACUUUUACAGAGGAACUUUAAAGUAUCAAAAUAAGACAAUUAAAGCUGCAGUUGAAGAUCUUUCCAAAGCUAUUGACCUCAACAAAACUUGCAUUUUGGCAUAUUAUAACAGAGCAAUCUGUUAUCAUCAAAUAAAGGACUUCAGAAAGGCUUUGAAAGAUUAUGGAAUUCUUCUUCUGUUUGAAUUGAGUAAGGAAAUAGCUUUUAAAGUGUUAAUUAAUCGUGGACUAUUCUACAUGGAACUUGAUGAUUAUGCUAAUGCAUGUGAGGACUUUAAAGAAGCAACGUUGCUUAGUCCGGAUGAUAGCCGGAUCUUUGAAGCUAUUGGAAUCUGCUGUCACAGACUUCAUGAGUUUGAAGAAGCUGUGAGAUCAUUUGACCAGGUUCUCAAACUGGAUCCUUUUUCUGUGGAUGCCUAUGUUGGACGUGGAAAUUCAUACAUGGAAAAUGGACAUGAGACUGGUUGUAAACAAGCACAGAAAGAUUUCUUGAGAGCAAUUCACUUGAAUCCAGAGUGUAUAAAAGCCAGAAUUGGCUUAGGAUACAACUUGCAGAUCCUUGGAAAGCUUCAGAGAGCAUGGAGCCAAUUUACAGCUGCCAUUUGCAUUGAUUCAAAAUGCCAUGCUGCAUAUGAAGGACGAGCUUCAGUCUGUCUUCAAAUAGGUGAAACUUUUGCUGCAUAUCAAGACACAAAUACUGCACUAAAGUUCACUACCACUGCUCCAUUGCUAACAAGUCGGGGUGUCAUCAAUCAGUUAAUGGGAUAUCUGCCUUGUGCCAUGAAGGACUAUCAACAAGCAAUUACUGUUGAUCCAAGCUAUGCAUUAGCCUACUUCAAUGCAGGAAAUAUCUACUUCCAUAAUCGACAGUUUUCACAGGCAUAUUGCUAUUAUUCCAAAGUAUUACAACUUGAUCCAAGAAACGAAUCUGCUGUUAUGAAUCGUGCUAUUACAAAUACAUUACUAAACAAUACUGAAGAAGCAAAAGAAGACUUUGAGAAGGCAAUUGGUCUCUGCCCAUUCUCUGCAGCACUGUAUUUUUACAGGGCAAAUUUCUAUAAUGGAUUGAAGCAAUAUGAACUAGCAGAGAAAGAUGUUUCAACAGCAUUGACAAUUCAGCCUAAUGAUGCCAUGAUGUAUAAAUUUAGAGCUGAUAUCCGUGGUAAAUUGGGUUUAAGUAAAGAGGCUGUAGAAGACUACAAACAAGCAAUCAGCAUUCAAGAACAGAUUCAUUCCACGUGA